CCCCCCCCCCCCGGUGGAAGCCUCAUUCUCAGCAUCAAAAUAUAUCAUACCGAUACUUCCACCCUCGCGCUUCCCCCUGGACUUGUUUCUUCAGUUCACAACCGGAUUUGCUACUCUCCUGACAACAUCAUCUUAUCAACUUACUCUACUUCUCAUCCCGACCACCAACGUUCAUCAUCUCUACCCUUAUACUACGCUCGAGGAUCGUCUUUCAUACCUUGGACCAGUAAAGGACCUGUCUUUCUAUUUCCAGGACCGCAAUUCCGGCGACAGAUCAGAGAAUCCACUUGAAUCUGGCAAACUCCGAGCAGGACGCCACCAUGUCGUCAACUCGCCAAAAGAGAGGCCCAUGGUCUCAAAUGGAAGAUGCCAUCCUCAUGAAUCUGAUACAGACUCAAGGGGCAUUCAACUGGGUGCGAACAUCACAGCUCCUUGGAACGAGAACAGCAAAGCAAUGUCGAGAGCGGUACCACCAGAACCUCAAGCCUUCGUUGAGGCACUACCCCAUCACACCAGAGGAAGGCAUGCAGAUUGAACAGUUUGUUCGCCAGUUCGGGAAGAGGUGGGCUGAGAUCGCAAGAUUGCUCCCUGGUCGCAGCGACAACGCGGUCAAAAACUGGUGGAAUGGGAGCCAAAACCGCCGGAAGAGGAUGGAUACCCGGCAAGCCGUCCGCAUGAACGCAGCAUCGUACGGCGAGAGGAUGGCCAUGCCCACCCAGGAGACGUCGGCAGCCAUGACCAUCCCUAGAACACUACCCCCUCCCGGUGCAGGCCGGCCAUUACCACCACCCCCAAUCCUCUCGGUUGAGUUGCGUGACCGGAGCUACGGCGUCGAGACACCACUCCCCUCACCAGGAAUCCACUCCCCAUUGUCGGAUAUGACCCCGUCUCUGUCAGACUCGGGUUCGCAUUACGCAAUGUCCCCGGAAAGCUACACCAUGCGCUCUCCCGCCACUCAACUCCCACCCUUCAAGAUCCAAGUUCUCCCGUCUCCGAGGGCAUCACUGUCUCCUAUUGACAACAAACUGCCUCCUCUGAGAGCCAUCACUUCACCCAUGUUCGCCAGCGCAGAGCCCUCCCAGAGCCUGCCCCCGAUAGCUUCUUCCCGGCCCGAGUAUUACUCGCCCACGUCACACCUACCUACUGCUCCCAACUCACCGGUAGGGCUUCAGGAAGUACCGCUGCGGAAGACCAACCAGGAAGUGAGCAGUACAACACGGAUUGCUGUUGGCUCACUGCUUGGUUAAGGAAUUUCGGAACGUUGGAGAGAACAGAGAGAAGAUGGUCGGCACCCAGGGGGGUCUUGAUCAGGCCGAUGCGGCCAGAGAGCAGUUGCCAUGACGAAACAGGCAUAUGGCGCCGGAAGAGCACAAAAUCAUUUAGGAUACCCAUUUCCCUUUCACAACCGCUCUGCUCUCGAAGCAGGCUCGAGAAGCUUUCUCUAUAUAUCUUUGUGUGCACUUUCCGGCAUAAUGU
Molecule: messenger RNA, 1476 nt
Organism: Phialemonium atrogriseum
Lineage: Eukaryota; Fungi; Ascomycota; Sordariomycetes; Cephalothecales; Cephalothecaceae
Product: myb-like DNA-binding domain-containing protein
Exons: 1
Coding region: 321-1247 (308 amino acids)
Biological process (GO): mitotic cell cycle; positive regulation of transcription by RNA polymerase II
Source: RefSeq, a predicted model, not a curated record